AUGUUAAACCGCUCAAUAACAUCACUCGCAAAUGUGCAAAUCCGUUCGGUGUCUUCGAAAUACCCGAGGCCGACUCCAAGACACUUCAAACGACGUUGGUUCGAAGCAGCACUGCAGCCAGAAUUACCACCAACAGUCAGCAUGUGUAUUGCUCCCGGACUUGUGAAGCGAGAGCACACUGAAAAAUCGAAAGAAUACUCUGAUGUGGAAUUAGCUCUGUCGAAUCUUGUACGUGAUUGGAUGGUGAGAGAAGAGUUCCGUGUGAUGGCUGUCUGCCAGUUUUUGCCAGUUCCCGGAAGGACGCUCUGGUUUGCGAAGAACCAACUGAGAUCGAAAAAUAUCGAAUUUAGAAGCUAUGGAAAUAAGAUUUUGAAGAAAGUCUUCGAAAAGACCCCAAUGUCUUCUCUCAAUAAUGUACUCGUUGGAUCCAAUGCUCUUCUUCUCUCCAAAGACAUCUCUGCUAUCAAAAGUAUUCUUCAAGAAACUGACAAGCUCAACUGGAUCGAACCACUUGUAAUGAUGGCUGAUGGAAGAAUAGUGGAUAUGGUUCAAGCUCGUGAUCUCUCGAAACUCUCCUCACUUGAAGAUCUUCGAGCACACACUGUGCAAAUUCUGGGACAGCAAGUUGCUCAAAUCACUAUUUCUCUUGAUACGGCCACUCGUCAUCUUCCAUCUCUUCUUGAUGCGUAUGCUUCUAGCAAACAGGAGAACAAUUAA
This is a messenger RNA of Caenorhabditis remanei, 717 nucleotides long. RefSeq lists its product as uncharacterized. The transcript has 4 exons. The record is from RefSeq and is a predicted model, not a curated record. The coding region runs from base 1 to 717 and encodes 238 amino acids. NCBI's taxonomy places the organism in Eukaryota, Metazoa, Nematoda, Chromadorea, Rhabditida, Rhabditidae. Gene Ontology annotation, molecular function: structural constituent of ribosome. Gene Ontology annotation, biological process: translation. Gene Ontology annotation, cellular component: mitochondrial large ribosomal subunit.